Molecule: messenger RNA, 378 nt
Organism: Phodopus roborovskii (desert hamster)
Lineage: Eukaryota; Metazoa; Chordata; Mammalia; Rodentia; Cricetidae
Gene: Nnat
Product: neuronatin
Exons: 3
Coding region: 1-378 (125 amino acids)
Biological process (GO): brain development; positive regulation of insulin secretion
Cellular component (GO): cytoplasm
Source: RefSeq, a predicted model, not a curated record
AUGGCCGCAGUGGUAGCAGCUUCCGCAGAACUGCUCAUCAUUGGUUGGUACAUCUUCCGUGUGCUGCUGCAGGUGUUCCUGGAAUGCUGCAUUUACUGGGUAGGAUUCGCUUUUCGAAAUCCUCCAGGGACACAGCCCAUUGCGAGAAGUAUUCAGGUACUCCCUGCAGAAGCUGGCACACACGGUGUCCCGGACCGGGCGGCAGGUGCUGGGGGAGCGCAGGCAGCGAGCCCCCAACUGAGGCCCCAGAUCCCAGCCCUGGGCGGCUGCAUCAUCAGGUGCUCCUGUGCUUCUAGACCAACAUGGGAGCCAGUGCCGCGCAGGAAUGGGGGGUCUCCUGUGCUCUCUCGUCAGAGGAGCACUUGCCAAGGUCAGUGA